Molecule: messenger RNA, 462 nt
Organism: Aureobasidium vineae
Lineage: Eukaryota; Fungi; Ascomycota; Dothideomycetes; Dothideales; Saccotheciaceae
Source: the annotation of a GenBank genome assembly
AUGGCCGUCUUCAUCAUCUACGGAUGCCACUGGGGCAGUCUCGCAUACACCCAAGAUCCUUUCUACAACCAGCUCUCCGCUUUUGGAACUGGCGGUAGCGCAGGAGCCGAAUGGAAUGCCUCUCAGGGCUUCCACAACAUCACCAUGGUGCUCGUGUCAUUCACCUUCCUCGUCGCCACUUUCCGUGUCAACGCCUUCUUCGUCGCCACCUUCUUUGGUCUGGUCAUGAUGUUCUCUUUCAUCGCAGCCGCAGACUUUGCUGUCCCCAACGUCAAGACUGCUGCCGAUCUCGAGCACGUCGGUCUCCUUCUCAAGAUUGGAGGUGGAUUUGGUUGGUUGGGAUUACUCUCGGGUUGGUACUUGGCCAUUCUGACUGCUUGCGCUGCUGUCGGUAUCCCCUGCCCUCUUCCCGUCUUGGACCUUUCCGGUGCCUUCAAGAAGGACCACGAGCACAAGGCCUAA